Messenger RNA from Parastagonospora nodorum SN15, 195 nucleotides. RefSeq lists its product as hypothetical. The coding region runs from base 1 to 195 and encodes 64 amino acids. NCBI's taxonomy places the organism in Eukaryota, Fungi, Ascomycota, Dothideomycetes, Pleosporales, Phaeosphaeriaceae. The transcript has 3 exons. The record is from RefSeq and is a predicted model, not a curated record.
AUGCCUCCCAUCACCUGUCUGUUACAAUUCCUCAGCAAGGAUCCUUCCAAACAAGGCCUCCAGGGCGUGACGGGGGCAAAGGCGACGAUUAUUCCCGUAGUCUCGCCUGCACACUUAUCACUGCAUCAGGCCUCCACCAUUGAUAGCCAGCGUGAAACCCUCCACGGCGUACCGACGCGUAGCCACGAGUCAUGA